GUGUACAUUAAGAAGCAGAUAACGAAAACAUGCUCAUUUACUGCAUAUUUUGAAUAGGCCAUCAACAAUCCUUGCAGAGCUUUUUACAGCUCUUUUGCCACAGAUGGGCCAUUUGACUUGAUAUAUAACUGGAAACAUGCUUCUUGAACCCAAAAACUUGACGUGGACACUGAUGCUGCUGUUCCUGCCGGGUGCUCUUUGCAGUGAAUGGAAAUUGGUGAAUCCGCAGCCACAUAUCUGUGCAGUGAAAGGCUCGUCAGUUGUCAUUCUCUGUUCUUUUUACUAUCCUGACACCCUGAGAGUGGAAAGAUUAAUGUGGGGUCAUGUAAGGUCUCAACGUUUCAGUGGUCGCUUCAUCUCUGACAAGAAUAUCGAAAAAUUUGCCACAAGAUUUCAGUAUAUUGGUGACAUGCAUCACAACUGUUCUCUACGAAUACACCAUGUGGAGCAUAAUGAUGCAGGAAAAUAUGCUUUUAGAUUCAUAACUGACUCCAGAGGUAUCAGUUGGACUGGCCCAGCUGGCUCAUUAGAGGUUGUUGAUUUGAACAUUUCAAUGACAAAACCCGAUGGGAGCAGAGCAACAAAGGAGGGCGACUCUGUGAAUCUGACCUGCAUAAACAGCUGUGAUGGCAGAAACAUUUCAUCUGCUUUCACCUGGUUUAAGAAUGGAAAACCCUUCCAUGAAGGAGCUGUACUUUAUUUAAGCAACAUAUCCUCCAAAAGCUCUGGAAACUACACUUGUUCGCUUAAAACACACAAAGGAACAACUUCAGGAGUCAUAAAUAUUGAUGUUGAAUAUGGCCCUAAGAACACGUCAGUGUCUGGCAGACCAUCGACGGAGGUGUACACUGGCAGUAACACCCUCGUCUGCAGCAGCCAUGCAAACCCCCCAGUGGACAAUUAUACUUGGUUUAAAAAGGCUAAUGAUAAUAUUGUGGAUGUUGGACACCAGCCUGUGUUUUUCCCUGGUGAUGGUGGUCAGUAUUUCUGCAGCGCCGCCAACAAACAUGGAAGUCAAAACUCUUCUGUUGUGACUGUAAAGAUUAAACCAUAUUGGCAAACCUUUAUAAGAGAUGUACUUAUGACUGCUGCUGUUGCUGUGCCUUUUAUGGGGAUCAUUAUCAUUGCCGUCAGAAGACUCCGUGGAAAAGAGAAGACACCAAAGACAGACUGUGAGGAGGACGGCAUAGAGGAUUCAGACUACGUCAACUGGCUCAACUGUGACAACCAAUCACAAGAGAGGAUUCAGUGUGAGCGAGGAACAACAGAAGUCAUCUAUACAAGUGUACACUUCAACAACGAAAGACAGUCAAACAUGAGGCACCGAACAGACUCCCAGACUGAUGAAAAUGUGAUUUACAUCACACUGUGAAGGAACCAACCGCUGAACCUUUCAUAUAUUGAGCCUACCUAAUCUGGCAACAAAUAUAUGCCGAUUGCAGUAGUAUUUAUGAUUUGAUUUGAUUUUUAUUAGGAAUUUAAAAGCUCAACGGAGUAUCAUGACAAAAAAUCCCAGAGGAUAGCAUUUAAAGUGACAUAACUAAAGUGGUCCUAAAGUGAGUCAUAUGGUAGUUAUAUGGUCUCAACUUAUUCUCAUUCCCACGUUUACAAGCACUAAUGCUUUGUCGUGCCCCCCAGUGUGUCAUAGCAACACACAGGGUACCUUUUAGUGUCUCAGCGUGACACACAGCAGAAAUACAUUGUAAAAUGUUGUGAAACAGUAGCAGUCAGGUUUAGGCAACAAAACUACUGGGUUAGGUUCGGUGAAAAGAUCAUGUCUUGGGUUUAAAUAAGUAAGUUGGAUUCGUAGCAACAUAAGACGUAAAUACAUCAAGUAAGUGACGACUGCGUAAGACAAUGGGCUAAUUUGAGCUGAGCUGCGUCUCGCCUGGACAGACAGAGCAGGUCAGCAGGAGACAGUGACAAAAAGCUGCGAUCAAGUCGGACAUAUUUCUCAUUUUUCCAGCAGCCUUCGGUCUGUACAGGAAGUCACAGAAGCACCCACAUCCUGUUAGAUUGGAUUCAGAUCUUAUCAUAUCUUAUCAUAUUCAGAUCUUAUCAUAUCAUUUAUCAGUCUGUUUACAGUCUCCAGUUAUUGUAUUGAUGGACAAUGUUGUAAACUUUUCAAAUAUUAUAUAGGCGAUCUGUGAUUUCUGUUCAUGGUUCAGCCUUUAUUUACACAAAUUCUAAUGUAUAUCAGCAGUAUAUCAUUUUGCUGCUGUAUUUAAAUCCGCUGAGUGAUUCUGUCACCCUCAAACUACAUCAGUAAAUCAAAACUGUCAUAACAGCUCUCAGUGCAGGUCAGUCAGACAGCCUAUAGUCAGGGCUUCACAUCUGUACACAUGUUAUUUUAAGAAUCCUCACAUCCCACUUAGACUACUGACCACAAGUUCUGCUGUUUUAAUCCUCCUUUCUUCAAAAUAAUCAAAAUACUAUACAAUAGACUCUGUGUAGUUUAUAAUUAAUGUAUUUAGUCUUUGUGAUGGCAAAACAUCAUCAUAAGUCACAACAUGUACCCUGUUAACAGAAAAACCUUCAAAUAAGACAAAUGAAGUCUAAAUCUCUGAAAUUCAACCAAAAUAAAAAGUUUAUCUGACACGUCAUAUUGGUGAGUCAGCAUCUGAACCAAUCAGCUGUUCGAUCAGCUGAGAGCCACGCUUUAACAGUCGGCGGAGAGUAACUGCGUUGCCUGGCUCUAAAAUCUGCUGCUACUGCUGUUCUACUGCUUCAGCUCAGUUGAGAGAGAUCAUCUGUCCGUCUUCAGAGCCUCCCGCUGAGCGAAACAUCUCCUCCGUGUGAGUGCUGCUGGUGUUUAUUGUUGUGAUGGUACAUCGAUUCCCUGCCUGUCCUUGCUGAUCCCGCUGCCUGCUCCUACUGGAUUCGUCUGUUCCACUUCCUGCCUGCCUGACGCCAACUCUGCUUCCUCCUUGACCACGAGAGCUGCCCGCCCCUCUCUGGAGUCCCCGCUUUUCCCACAGGCUCCCUGCUGUAAGUAUUUCUGAAACUUACCUCAUACAUUCACCUGCCAGUUUGCUCCACAUUCAUAAUUUCCCCACUCGAACUCUGAACUAUCGCCUGUGAACAUGAGUUCAUCCCAGUCCCUCUAUGAACUCUGCUCGACCCUUGAACUCUGCUCCACCCCAAAUUGAAGUGUCCCUACUUACCUGCAACCUGAUUAUACUCACCUUUGCUCCAUUCAACCUGCGAAAAGACUAAAAAAAUGUCAUUAUCAACUACUCUCCUGUUCUGUUGUGCUGCAAUUGGGUCUCACCGCUCCUUAUUUCAAUAAUAUGUUAAACCAACACUGAGUUUUUGUUUUCCACAGGAUACGAACUUGUGAAAACUGUGUAAAACUGUAGUUUUGCUUGACCCACCCACCUUAUAGGGACAUUCCUCCUUGAAUUACAUUGUUACCUGCAUUGUUUCAAGCUGACACUGUCUGGUGGCGUAUCAUACUGCUGCGAAUGGUGCCUUUUUGUGUUGGUGUCUGGUGCUAAAAUCAUUGACCAAGUGGUUUUUGAUGAUAAAGAUAAUUGUUAUAACCCAGACAACAAGAAAAGACAAAUUGGGACUCGUCUUCCCCUUAACACUAACACGUCUAACCCUAAAGGAAAAGACCAUCAAAAGUCACGAACCAAAAAGUUUUACAGAAUUUUAUUUGAAAUUUUGUGCACAAGAGAUGUCUCUAUUAGACAGAAAUGAACAUAAAGUUUUUAAAGAAAUCUAGUGGUAAAUUUGGGCUUCUAAAAGAUUUAACAUUAAGUCUGCCAUCAGACUCCCCGCUCAUAUUGUUAUGUUAGCUGAGUCUGUGAAGGUGAUGCACAUCUUGGCAUCAAAAUGUAGUCUGAUGGGAAAUUUAGCUAAACCUGCUGCUCAGGGAAUAUGUGUUUUUAUUUAUUGCAGUGAUUUUGGUGUGUGUGUGUGUGU
Plectropomus leopardus (leopard coralgrouper) is the source of this 3927-nucleotide messenger RNA. RefSeq names its product B-cell receptor CD22-like. The record is from RefSeq and is a predicted model, not a curated record. Lineage: Eukaryota; Metazoa; Chordata; Actinopteri; Perciformes; Serranidae.